Molecule: messenger RNA, 1530 nt
Organism: Hypoxylon fragiforme
Lineage: Eukaryota; Fungi; Ascomycota; Sordariomycetes; Xylariales; Hypoxylaceae
Exons: 2
Coding region: 112-1329 (405 amino acids)
Source: RefSeq, a predicted model, not a curated record
UUUUUCCCUCUUACCCCUUAAGCCCUAUUGUUACAGUGGCCGUCUAACAAAAUAGAACAUCAAUUCUACAAAAAGUCGCUCGAUUAUCUAAAACAACAGAUUCAGGAGAACAUGCGCCCUCAAUAUGUGCAUGUUAUUAGCUACUACAAGAAUAAGCCGAAGAAGAGCGAUAAGGAGUAUACUGAGCAUCGUGGAAAGGCGGUCUUCCAGUACCGGCCGGCCGAAUGCGAGUCUGUGAAGGCCGCAUAUCGUUUGUGGACCGUACAGACAGACAACUCGGUCAAGCUAGAAGAGAAAUUGUGGAAUCCGUCUCGGGCUCAGAUCUUGCCACCACCACCUUACUCUUUUAACGAUCGACCGCCUGGUUACGAGAACCCGCCCGAUUAUAGUUCGGCGGCGCCUGGUGUUAAUGUGCCGAUGCCUACUCCCGCCGAGAAACCCCCGCCGAGCCGCCGCCAUAGGAAGCGAGACCCGGCUUGCCCCGUGAAACCUCAAAGCACUCCUGCCAAGGCAAUCCCCACGAGUACACAGAAACCUUCAAGCACGCAACAACCUACCAGCACGCAGAAACCUACCAGCACGCAAAAAUCUUCGAGCACACAGCACCCUACGGCCACAAAGAACACAAAAACUACCGAAUCUGCGAAGACCACAAGCAGCACAACAACGUCCAAAGCAGAAAAACCUCACGAAACCCAAAAAAGCACAAGCGAGACGAAAACUUCUAAAACCGGGGAACCUACCGAGGCCCCCAAGAAGCCGGUACAAUGCGACCAAGCCGAAUGCGCCAAGAGGACCUGUGCUGGAGGAAAGAAAGCAAGUUGCACGAACACUUUGCGGCUUCCUGGAAACCAGGGCACCCAAAAGAUGUGCUCGUGUCCCAAAGUGGAAACAUGCGGCCUGGACUUGCAGGAAGAAUCAGCAGGCUCUAUAGACGGGGUAGGGGUGAAGCUGAAGCUCGCAGAUGGGCAGGGCAGGCAGAUCCACGCGCAGGACUCGGGGAGCCUGAGGUUGCCGUGGGGCAAACAGAUGAAGAUGGUGACCAAGGAUACCAAACUUGCGAGCGACCUCGUCAUCACCUUCACCACGACGCUUGCGCCGGGCAAGACGACACCGUCAUGCCACAACAAUAAACCGGUGGGGCCGGAUGAAAUGUAUUGCUCGGCGUCGGGCUACCCGGAUUGGGUGGUCCAGUUCGAAUACGGAAGUCAGAAAUGGAAUAACACGAUAGCCGACAAGAAAAAGCCACAGUAUUGCUCCAGUGAGGGAUGGAAGAAGAAAAAGGGGUCAUUGCCACAGCGCAUGAUGACUUGCCAUUUUGAGUGUUAGAUACAUAUGUAUUUGUUAACUGGUUAGAUAUUAGGCAUUUUGUUUGUACCAUUAACUAGAUAAAAGAUAAUGAUAAUAACGAGGGAGUCAAUGAAUACUGAAUACUAACAAAGUUGUGAAUGAAUGAAGCUCUGGAGUUUUUGAAGAGUCAAGGUUAAUGUACAGUAUAUUGAAUGGAUAUUCGUAUAUGCAUGUUGUUAG